Cryptomeria japonica (Japanese cedar) is the source of this 756-nucleotide messenger RNA. RefSeq names its product non-specific lipid transfer protein GPI-anchored 15-like. Gene Ontology annotation, biological process: lipid transport. Lineage: Eukaryota; Viridiplantae; Streptophyta; Pinopsida; Cupressales; Cupressaceae. The transcript has 2 exons. The coding region runs from base 67 to 444 and encodes 125 amino acids. Gene Ontology annotation, molecular function: lipid binding. The record is from RefSeq and is a predicted model, not a curated record.
CUUUAAUCGGCUUAAACUUUUUCUUUACUUGUUUAAGAGUGAUUUACUCUUUCAAAGGCAGGUGUAAUGGGAUUUCCUCAGCCAUUCCAUUCAGUAGUAUUGACUGUGGUGUUAAUAAUAGCAGGAUCUACAAAUUAUGGUGGUGUGGCAGCUCAGUCUACAGGAUGUGCAACAUCUAUGGCAACACUUUCUCCUUGCGUAGGGUAUAUUACAAGCAAUGUCACCACUUCACCUCCACCACAGAGCUGCUGCACUGCAUUAUCUUCAGUAGUGCAAACCAGCGCAGUCUGUCUGUGUCAGCUGUUCAUCACCAGCAAUGCUUUUGGCAUCCCCAUUAAUCAAACACAGGCUCUCGCUCUUCCAGGAGCCUGCAAAAUCAGCACUCCAGCUCUCACCCGUUGUAAAGUUCCAAAUGCACCGGCCCCCACUUCACAAUCACCAUGAUUACUUCCUCCCACAACUCCUGUUGGAGUAAUUUCUCCAGCAGCUCGAGCGGGACCAACAGCCAAUGCAGGAGUCCCUUUCACUCCAUCAUCAAUAAUCAGUGUUUUGGCAGGAGCGAUUGUAUUGAGUGCUAUGUACUAAACAUCUUUCUUCUAUAUCUGUGUUGGAUACUCUGACAUGGACUUGUGUGUUUUAUUUACUGCAUAGGAAUCUUUCAGUUGUUUUUCCCUGCUCAGGAAGUCGUCGUCUACUUAUAAGGAUUGUAUUCUUGUAGAGUUUAUAUGACUGGUUGAUAAUGGCUUGAGUGUCUUG